Misgurnus anguillicaudatus (oriental weatherfish) is the source of this 2229-nucleotide messenger RNA. Lineage: Eukaryota; Metazoa; Chordata; Actinopteri; Cypriniformes; Cobitidae. The record is from RefSeq and is a predicted model, not a curated record.
AAAAAGAACAAAAGAGGAAGGUGAACAACAACAUGAAGUGGAGGAUGAACAUCAGCACCACAGUUCUUUCAGUUCCUCACAGACUGAUGAGGAUUCACCUCAAGAAAUCUCUUUUGCAUGCCAUCUUUAUGGUGAGACUUUUUCACAAAAAGGACAUUUAAAUGUUGAAUUAAAGACUCACACAGGAGUAAUGCAAUACACCUGUCCUCAGUGUGAUAAGACUUGCACAAGUAAAGGCAAUCUUAAGGAUCAUUUAUUAAGUCACACUGGUGAGAGGACCUUUGCAUGCCCUCAAUGUGGUAAAUGUUUUAAACGACAAAGAAAUCUUAAUGUUCACAUAAAGACUCACACCGGGGAAAGGCCAUACAGCUGCCCUCAAUGUGAUAAGCGUUUUUCACAAAUAGGAAAUCUUAAUGUUCACAUAAAGGCUCACACAGGAGAAAGGCCAUACGCUUGUCCUCAUUGUGCAAAGACUUAUAUACGUAAUGGAGAUCUUAAGCAACAUUUAAUAAUUCACACAGAUGAGGGACCCUUCACUUGCCCUCAGUGUGAUAAGGCUUUUUCACAAAAAAGAAACCUUGCUGUUCACAUAAAGUCUCAUACUGAGGAUAGUCUACAUACCUGCCCUCAAUGUGGAAAGACUUACAAAUGGAAAAGGGAUCUUAAGAAACAUUUAAUAUUUCACACAGAUGAAGGGCCCUUCACUUGCCUUCAGUGUGGAAAGUGUUUUAAACAACAAAGAAAUCUUAAUGUUCACAUAAUGACUCACACUGGAGAAAGGCCAUACAGCUGCCCUCAAUGUGGAAAGACUUACAGACGUAAAGACCACCUUAAGGAACAUAUAGUGACUCACAGUGAUAAGAAGCCCUUCACCUGCCCUCACUGUUAUAAGGGUUUUUCACGGAAAAUACAUCUUAGUGAUCACAUACAGACUCAUAAUGGAGAAAGGCCAUACGCCUGUCCUCAGUGUAAUAAGGGUUUUAUACGAAAAAGUAUACUUAAUUUUCACUUGAAGACUCACACUAGAGAAAAGACAAAGACAUACACCUGUUCUCUGUGUGGAAAGACUUACACAUGUAAAGAGUCCUUGAAAGAACAUAAAAUAAGUCACACUGACCACAAACCUUUCUCUUGUUUUCAGUGUGGAAAGAGUUUUAGACAAAAAGGAAACUUUAAUAUUCACAUGAGGAGUCACAGUGGUGAUGGGCUUUACACCUGUCCUCAUUGUGUAAAGAGAUUCACAAGAAAAGCACAUUUAGAUAAUCACAUACGCAUUCACACUGGAGAGAAACCUUUCACGUGCCCUCAGUGUGACAAGAGUUUUACACAACGUGGAAAUCUUCUGUAUCACAUACGAGUUCAUACAGGUGAGAAGCCAUCUGUGUGCCAUCUGUGUGAUAAGAGUUACGCACAGGCAGAAGGUCUCAAAAAGCAUCUGCUGUCUGUCCAUUCUGUAUAAAACCCCUAAAAGUGUUCACAUUGUGUAAAGAGUUUUAUUGAGUCUGUGACGCUGAUCAAACACAAGUGACUGUAUACUGGAGAGAAGCUGCACCGCUGUCAUUCAUGUUGAAGAAGUUUCAGACGAUCACACAGCUGCAGACUCACAGAGAAAAGCGCUGUCUGUAAAGAGUGAACAAAGAUCAACUUCAGUCUUCAGGUCCAAACACAUGAUGUGAAAUAAAGAUAAACCUCACGAUUGAAUUACUCCAAAAUAUAUUAAUUGUAAUAGAUUCAAUGAGGUGGUGAAAUUUAUUAUUUCUUGUAACUUAACUUGUGUAAAUUAGAGCAUUGUGUUAGCAAAGGCAAACGAUCAUGCGUUCGAUCCUAGGAACACACAUUUUUAAUCAAAUGUAUAGCUUAAUGCAGUGGUUCUCAAACUGGGGUCCGGGGCCCCCAGGGGGGCCGCGAGAUGGUGCCAGGGGGCCCCAGUUUUAUGACAUUUUUAUCAAAUACAUUAAUUUAUCAUGAAUUCUGUGAAAUGAAACCUAAAAAAAGGCAGAACUACUAUGUAUAAUUUAAUGUUUUGUUUAAUUAAAAUGUGAAGUUUUAGAACUGUUUUUUGUCAUACAUUUUCUUUGGGGGAGGGGGGGGGCGAAAGAAUGCACCGUACACAAAGGGGGCUGCACGCUGAAAAAGUUUGAGACCACUGGCUUAAUGUAUGUAUACCAAAUGCAUUCAGUCUUUCGUCUGUUUAUUGUGUUAUUAUUAAAGUGAAUGCAGUUAAAACUA